This is a messenger RNA of Prorocentrum cordatum, 2649 nucleotides long. The record is from the annotation of a GenBank genome assembly. NCBI's taxonomy places the organism in Eukaryota, Dinophyceae, Prorocentrales, Prorocentraceae.
GCGGCAAGGGCGCCGCUGCGCCGCUGCGCCGCGCGCGCGGCCCCCGCGCGCGCGCGCGCCCAUGCGGCCAGCCUCAGGCGGCUCGUGGCCCCUCGCCGCACCCGCGGCCGCAUCGGGUUCGUCCGCCAGGCUGUCCAUCCGGGCUUCCUGCGGGGCGGUGGAGGCCACCCGGCUGCUCGGGCCAACCAGCCCCCGCCGCGUCGCUGUCGGGCCGCCGCUCGGAGACGCCUGGGCGCAGUGGCGCCCGUCGUGGCCGCACCGGGCCGCGCUCGAUGCCGCGGGCCCGCAGCCGCAGGCGGAGGAGGACUUCGUCAGCGCCUGCUCCCGCGCCCGCCGCCGCUGCUGGGGCAAUCUGCGCUCCUCCUGGCUCGCGAGGAACGCCUUCGCGGAGUGGCGCGCCUGGGCCCGCCGGGGCGACCCUGGCAGGCGCUGCAGCGGCCUGGCCGCCAUGUGCGAGCUGGAUGUGCUGGGGCAGCUGCAGCGCUCGCUGGCCCGGCGCGACGCGGCGGCUGCCGAGCAGGCUCUGGUGGCGACCGCCGACGCCCGCGCGCGGGCGCUGGCGCUGGAGUGGCUGCUGCUCCGGCUCGCGAUGGCGGCCUUCCACAGAGCCGUCACGCAGGGCCGACGCUCGAGGGGCCUCACGGCCUUUGCGGUGCGCGCAGCCCAUCACGUGGCGGUCGCUGCGGGGCGAGGAGACGCGCCGCCGAGCGGGAGAGAGGACAGCCGCGCGGCCCCCCACGCAGAUCUCAUCGCUGCCUUCGCCGCCUGGCAGGCGCACGCCGCCCGGUGCUUGGCGGCCCUGGGGCGCCUGUCGCGCCGCACCCUGGUGCCGGCGACUCGAAGGACCCUCGUGCUCUCAAGAGUGUUCGGUGGCUGGCGCUACGGGUACAUGCUGGCGCGCGCCAGGGCGGCGAGGCGCCGCUCGGCAGCCAGGGAGCAGCGCGUUCGGGAGCGCGUGCUCGUCCACAGAGCGCUCGCCGCGUGGAGGGGCGCGCGCGCCGCCCGCGCCACGGACCGCCUUGCCCUGGCGGCCAUGUUCAACGCGUGGCGCAUGGACCGCUCCGCCGCGCGCGCGGAGGAGGAGCUCUCGGAGCGGUGGCGGGCGCACUCGCUCGAGGUGGCCGGCCGCGUGGCCGCCCGCUGCGCCGCGCUGCUGCAGCGCGCCCUGCUGGGCAGGGUCGUCGCCUCGUGGCGGUGGGCGCGGAAGGCCGCGCGGCGGGCCGACGCGAGCCGCGGGGCGGGCGCGGCGGGCCGCGGGCGGCUGACGCUGGCGAGAGCCAUGGCCGCGUGGGCGGGCUCCUGCAGGCGGGCGGGGUUCCUGACCCGCGCGGAGUCCGUGGCGGUGAGCAGGGAGAGGCGCUGCGUGGCCGUGGCAGCGCUCGCGGCGUGGCGGCAGUUCCACCAGGCGUCGCGGGGGGCCUCCACGGUGGACGCCGUCAGGCAGGAGCUUGCUGUGGAGGUGUUGCAGGUGCAGCGGUGCCGGAUCCUCGCGGCGUGGCGCCGGGCGUGCCGCGAGGGCCUGGCGGGCUGGAGGCUGGCGUGCGUGACCAUAGCCAGCGACCAGCGCCUCUGCCUGCUUCCCGCCUUGGGGGCUUGGAGGCAAGCGUGCGACUGCUCGAGGACGCAGUCGCUGGCCGAGGAGUCUGCUCUACACGCAGGGCGUGAGCUGCGCGCCCGCGGAGAGCGCGUCGCCAGGUUCCUCGAGGGCAGCUCCCUGAUGUGCCUGAUAGCGCGCUGCAUGUCGCGCUGGAUGCGGGCGCACAGAAUCAUGCGGCUUGCGACUGCACAGGCGGCCCGUCACCGCCGGCUCUUGCGCGCGGCAGCUCUCGCGGCGUGGCGGCGCGGCGCGCUGGAGGGGAGGGAGCGCCGCAAGUUCCAGGAUCUCUCUGAGCGAGAGCAGCAGUUCAAGCUGCGGUUGCGCACCCUCGUCGCCUGGUGGCAGGCCCUCGAGGUCUCCAGGUCCUGCGAGGCCCUGAGCACGAUGGACGACGCCAUGAGCGAGCUGUCCGCGCUGCAGGUGGAGGUCGCAGGCCACCUGCGUGGCCAGCGCCGCUCGGCGCUGCUGGUGGCACUCAUCAGGUGGCGGCUGGUGGUGGUGGCGGCCGGGAGCCACCGGGCGCGCUUGGCGGAAUUCCGGUGCCUGCUGCUCCAGGAGGCGAGCGCGGAGCACAGGCGCAGAUGCGCGAUGCUCUCGCUCUUGCUGCACGCCCACGUGCGCUGGCGGCUUGCAGCACUCGCCGGCCAGACCGAACGCCGCUGCGGGCUCGGGGAGCGCCGGUGCCGGGCGCACCUGGCUUCCCUGCUGGCCGGGAGAGACUGGCGCCUGCUGGCAGCCCGGGCCAUGCUGGGGUGGCUGCACUCGUGCAUCCUGCGCGGCUUCACCCUGCACGCCGCGGAGACGCGCGGCCGCUGCGAGGCGAGGCUGCUGGCCGCGCGGGCGGUGCUCCGGUGGGCGGACGCCGUCCGCGCUGCAGCGCGCCAGCGCCCGCCAGAGCCGCCGAGGGCCCCGGCCCACGCGCGCCAGUGCGGCCGCCACCCGGAGGGCCUGGGGCGCCACCGGGUCCUCCUCGCCCGCGUCCUCCCCGCGUGGCGCGCCGUGCACGCGGCGGCCGCCAGGCCGCAGUGCGCCGCCGCGCCCGCGCCCGCGCC